Molecule: messenger RNA, 1667 nt
Organism: Apaloderma vittatum (bar-tailed trogon)
Lineage: Eukaryota; Metazoa; Chordata; Aves; Trogoniformes; Trogonidae
Gene: RPS6KL1
Product: ribosomal protein S6 kinase-like 1
Exons: 9
Biological process (GO): protein phosphorylation
Molecular function (GO): ATP binding; protein kinase activity
Source: RefSeq, a predicted model, not a curated record
UUGACCCCAACAAGGAACGUCGGGAGGCCGUGAAGCGAAAGAUCACGCAGUACCUGAGGCGCGCAGAGGAAAUCUUCAACUGCCACCUCCAGCGGGCUGCGGGGGGUGACAGCCCCACCGCCACGGGUUACAGCAGCCUGCGCUUCCGGCCGAUCAGGACGCUGAGCUCAGCAGUGGAGAACCUGAGACGGUGCAAGGUUGUGGGAGUGAUCGAUAAGGUGCAGAUCGUCCAGGAUCCAGCCACUGGUGGGACCUUUAUACUUAAGAGCCUCCCCAAAUCCCAUAUUGAGACCCGAGAGCGACAGACCAUCAUCCCUCAUGGGGUCCCCUUCAUGGUCAAGCUGUUGUGCUACUAUGUGACUGAGGACUCCAUCUUCCUCCACCUGGAGCAUGUGCAGGGGGACACCUUGUGGUCUCACCUCCAAUCCAAGUACUGUGUCCACCAGAGCUCUGCCGAUUCAAACACCAUUCAAGCCCUGAGGGACUGCAGCAGAGAGGGUGGUGUCACAAGCUCUCAGGGCAGCAGCCAUGUCUCCAUCUUCUCCACUUGGACAGACAAUGGCCUUCCAGGCUCCAUGACCCACCGAGUUUUGGGAAACACUGAUGCCUCGCCUCCUUGGGAGCAGUCUGCUGACCCUGCAGACCCCAGCUCAGGGAACCACUGCCAACUUUGCCUGGGUCCCACCAGUGGCUCCAGGGCUGUGUCCAGAGGGCAGGAUCUAAGUGUGGCACAGGCUCUGUCUGGCAUCGUGGACCAUGUUCCAGCAGCACCAGCCAAAGACCCCAGCCACCUUACCAGCCAGGGCCUGGUCAUCUACCCCUGGGACGCUCUAACCAGGGGCGUGGGCUCCCAACAAGAUCCCAGGCUUCCUCAGACACCUGUCCCUGUACCGAAGACUGUGAGAGGGGGGCAGCCAGGGGCAGGGAAGCUGCCCUCUCAGCAAGUGUCUGAGGUCCCCUGGGCUCGGCCCCUCCUGACCUCAGGUCAGAGGCAGCUCCAUGCAGGAGUUGCCCUGUCCAGCCCUGCCAAGCCCCAUGGGCCUGACCCAGCAGUGUGGAAGCCCCUGCAGGGAACAAGCCUGACCUGGGGCCGACCCAGCCGGCAGCCAUCAUCGGAACGGUCCGGGGCUUUGGCUUCCCAUGGCCACAGCCAGAGAGCGUGGGCUGUGAAGGAGGAGCAGGUGCAGCUGUGGGCAGCAGAAAUCCUCCUGGCCUUAGAGGGACUUCACCAACAGGGUAUAUUGUGCCGGGACCUUAACCCCAGGAACCUGCUACUUGAUGCAGCUGGUCAUGUCCGUCUCACCUUCUUUGGCCAGUGGACAGAGGUGGAGCCCCAGUGCUGCAGUCAGGCACGGGAAAAACUGUACAGUGCCCCAGAAGUGGGAGGGAUCACAGAGGCCACCGAGGCAGCUGACUGCUGGAGCUUUGGCUCUCUCCUGUAUGAGCUGCUGACAGGAGUGCCACUGUCCCAAAACCACCCUUCAGGGAUUCAACCUCACACCCAGCUGUACCUGCCAGAGGGGCUCAGCCUGGAUGCUACAUCGCUGCUCACCGAGCUUCUGCAGUACAACCCGAAGCGGCGCUUGGGCUCUGGAGGAGGUGGCAUGGUGAAGCUGAAGUCCCACUCCUUCUUCAGCGGCGUCCCCUGGAACAAGCUGGUGGGCUAG